CCAAUUGAAAUCUGCAGCGAGUUAGCCCUGUCAGUCAGUCAAGGGUUAAACGAGGAGUUUGCAGCAGUCUCUCCGUUCUGUCCAAGGCAGUCGGCGGAAAACAUCACACUCUCGCUCAUUUUUGCCAAGCUGUGUUUGAUUCAACUCAUUUCGCAGCCGAAUCGCGAGGCAUCACGGCAGAGGAAAAACCCGCUCUCUUUCCCAGAAGGCGUAUUACUGCGCGUUUCCAAACACAGGUAGAGCAACGCCAAGAGAAGCAUGUGUGGGUGUUAAGUCAUAUGCUUGGACGACCUCAUUGCCCCUGAAUACGGAGCUGCUUUACCUCUGAUUGCCCACUUGUCCACAGACUGACACCACACCAUGUCUGCAGAGGUAGACAGAGCGCACGCAUCUUCUGCCGAUCCCAGCCUCACCUCUACAGUCUCAACCUCCAACACCCCUCCCAACUCUCCUAUAACACAGGCAUCCAAAGUCCCAUUCAGGAAAGAGAAAAAGAAAGUAACAGAGAAGACGGAUGAAUACCUGCUGGGCAGGUUUCAAGGGGAUGGUGUCAGGUACAAGGCCAAACUGAUUGGCAUUGAUGAUGUUCCAGAGGCUCGUGGAGACAAGAUGUGCCAAGAUUCCAUGAUGAAACUUAAGGGUAUGGCAGCAGCUGCUCGGUCGCAAGGCAAGCACAAGCAGAGGAUCUGGGUCAACAUUUCCAUGUCAGGCAUCAAGAUCAUUGAUGAGAAAUCGGGCGUGAUCGAACAUGAGCAUGUGGUGAAUAAGAUCUCCUUCAUUGCCAGAGAUGUAACGGAUAACAGGGCUUUUGGAUAUGUGUGUGGAGCUGAAGGACAGCAUCAGUUCUUUGCCAUAAAGACUGCACAACAGGCAGAGCCACUGGUAAUCGAUUUGAAGGAUCUAUUCCAAGUCAUCUUCAACCUGAGGAAGAAAGAGGCCGAGGGCACACAGAAGGUUGAAAAUGGCAGUGAUGUAGUGGAGAAUGGAAAUGCCUUGCUAUCUAUGGGCAAUGACGUAAAAUCAGCUCAACCAGUAGAGCAGCAUGACCUCUUUGGAGAUAUGUCAACCCCUCCAGACAUUCAGGCUCCAAAUGACUCUAAUGACAUUCUCUUACUGGACUUUUCUGCUGAAGUUGACAGCAAUCAAAAUUGCAUAAAGGGAAAUUCCUUUGUAACUUCCUGUGCCCCUGACUAUAGGGCAUAUCCCCAGACAGAGAAUCCAUUUUCCUCAACUUUUGGCUAUUUCCCAACCCCAGACAGUGACCCUUUCAGAGAUGACCCCCUUUCUAAAUCACCCACUCUAUUGGCAGCUGAUAAUGCACAGAUUCCCGUCAACACCACCACCAAUCACCUAAACGGCACUGUUGGCAGCACUAGUAAGACAAUUAUUAAUGGUGGUGUAAAUGGAGACUCUGAACAUCUCAGUCAGCAAAUAAAUGGGUUAUCCAGGGAAACCAUGAUCCUCGCGCUCAGUAACGGACAGUGGCCGCUGGGGGGGAAAAUAACUCAGGGAAACACGACUACCAUGAUGGAUGGAAAUGAAUCUGGACAAGUUCUCUCAAACAAAAAUCCAUUUUUUGACUCUUUGAAAACUUCCCCUGUCUCUAAUGAAAUGACCCAUCGCCCAGAGCUGCCAGUGACUCAUAGCAAGGAUUCAGUUCUCAUAAGCCCGCCUCCGCACAACUCUAAGUCUGGACGAGGUCGAAGGAGUGCAAAGUCUACAUCAAGUGAUCUGUUUGGAGCAGAACUGUUCGCUGCUUCCAGUCAGUCUGAGGGGUCAUCUGCUCCAGACCUCUUCAACAGUACACCGGCAAACUCUGCUCCCUCUGCCAUAGCUGCUCUGGGGAAUCUCCAGUUGGGUCCACCAGCUACCACAAGUGUCCCUGCUGUAACCAUGUGGGGAGCCUCCAGUGCUGCACCCAACAUGUUCCCCAUGCCAGGAGGGACAGUUCCAGGGCCCAGGCUCGCCUUCCCACAGCCAUCUGCCUUUGGUGGUCUACCCAUACCACCAACAGGUUGGGGUCAGCAGAUGCCACCACAGUUUGCUGCCGCUCCUCUCUCUCCACCCCACCUUUCUUGGGGUCAGCCUGCCUCUACCAAUCCUUUCCAGCCUAAUGCAUUCCCAGGUAUGGGUGAUCCACAGGGUCCGUCACGCCCCCCUCCAAGAGCACCUGCUAAACAGGUCCCUCCGAAAGUAGAGAACAGUGCCUUCACAGCUUUGGAUCCCCUCGGAGAGAAAGAGAAGAAGACUGGGAAAGACAUGUUCAAGGACUUCCAGCUCGCCAAGCCUCCUGCCAUCCCAGCCAGGAAAGUAGAGCUUGCAGCAGGGUCAGAUCCAGAUUCCAGUGGCAAACAACCGGGGGCAUUUGAUCAAUACUUCUCCACUAAAGUGGGCCUCGUGCAGGAUGCUGCAGAUCACGAUGACUUUGAAAUCAAUAAGAUGCCGUCAAUUGAUGCCUCUAAACCAGCUGCUGCUCCAGUUCCAGGGCUCUUGGAUGUUGCCUUCUCUGCUCCCAUCCAAAACAGUUCAGCACCACCCCAGGGAUCAGAACUUGGUCAGGACAUGUUUGACAAAGCAUUUGGAGCCCCUGACUCCAGUCCAUUUGGAGUGCCACCUGUAGCUAUGAAUACAUCUGUCGGUCAGAGCUCUGGUUCAACAGCUGCCUUUGAGGAUCCUUUUGGAAAUCCUUUUGCUUGACCACAACUUUGUCCAUAAUUGGAGUAAAUGGAACAAAUGAAGAUUUCCACUACCGUCAUGAUGUUUGGGAGAAGCUGCUCAGUGCACGACAAUCCGGAAAUGAACUAUUAUCCCAGACCCACCCUUCUAUUAGAUCUCACCUCUGAUGGUGUUUUGUUUUCUGGGGGGGCGGGGGUCCUCCCUUUUCCAAUCAGUAGUUCCCUCAUUUUUGAAGACCACUGAUCUACAAAGUAAAUGUUAUGUCAAAAUCUGCUGAAGAAAGAGAUGUGCUGUGUGAGAGAGGAUGUCCAAAGUGGUUCAUUGCUGAUGCUGUCUUUGUUAAGGAAAUAAAAUGAAUUAUUCAUCAAGUUGCAAGGUA
Molecule: messenger RNA, 3055 nt
Organism: Pundamilia nyererei
Lineage: Eukaryota; Metazoa; Chordata; Actinopteri; Cichliformes; Cichlidae
Product: DAB adaptor protein 2
Exons: 15
Coding region: 361-2697 (778 amino acids)
Biological process (GO): positive regulation of endocytosis; positive regulation of epithelial to mesenchymal transition; negative regulation of canonical Wnt signaling pathway
Cellular component (GO): intracellular membrane-bounded organelle; cytoplasm; clathrin-coated pit
Molecular function (GO): cargo receptor activity; clathrin-cargo adaptor activity
Source: RefSeq, a predicted model, not a curated record